Condylostylus longicornis is the source of this 1256-nucleotide messenger RNA. RefSeq lists its product as uncharacterized. Gene Ontology annotation, molecular function: metalloendopeptidase activity. Bases 90 to 1079 code for a protein of 329 amino acids. Lineage: Eukaryota; Metazoa; Arthropoda; Insecta; Diptera; Dolichopodidae. The transcript is spliced from 2 exons. Gene Ontology annotation, biological process: proteolysis. The record is from RefSeq and is a predicted model, not a curated record.
AUUUUAUUUAUUUAAAUGUGAAUGCUAUUGAAAUUAUUUUAUUUGAUGAUCGAAUAAAUGAACUUAAAGAAAUUGGACGUAAAGUUCGUAUGUCAUUACAAUUAACUCCAAGUGAUUUACCAUGUAAAAGUUUCUUUGAAUAUGCAUGCAGUAAAAAUAAAACAGUAUAUCCGAUGAUUGGUCAAAAUUUGAAAAAUGGUGUUGUUAAACAUUUAGUUGAUGAACUAGCGGCAAGAAAUAAACAAUUUUCUGCUAAAACAAAAGCAUUAAAUUUUUUUCAAUCAUGUAAACACUAUAUGAAUAUCGACAUAUGUUAUGAACAAUUCUUUAAAUAUUUCAGAUCUUUAUUGGCAUAUGUUGCUUUAACAUCUCAAGUAACUGCAUAUGAUAAUAAUAUAUUUAAUACAGUUAAAUCAAGAUUUUUACAUGCAAUCGGAAAAGUUCCAUUAUUUACUGGAACAAAAGCAAAAUAUGAUAUUGAUCGUAAAUUUGAAAUAAUUGAAAAACGUAAAGAAUAUUUAAAUAUUGAUGUUAUGAAUUCUGAAUAUUCAAAAUUAUCGAUAAAUACAACUAAAGAAAAAACAUUUGAAAUUGUUGUUGCAAUCGGUUUAUAUUUACAUCAGAGUCAUGACAAACCAAUAUCAUAUUUUUAUCCUAGUUUUAAUGUUCAUCUAUGGAAAGAUUUAUAUUAUGAUGUUCUUAAUAAUGAAACCAUUUUAAAUGAUGUUAUUGAAUGUUUACAAUUACCAGAAUCUAUGUCAAUGGAAGAUAAAAGAACAGCAGCAUCAUAUUUUGAAGCAAUUGAAUCAUCAUGGAAUGAAUUUGCUGAAUGGUUAGAUGAAAGUGAUUUAACUGAUAAAGUUAAUGAUCAAGAGAAUUUACAUUUACGUGAAUAUAAUUUAAAUACAAAAAGAUUAUUUUUUAUUAUAUAUGCACAAAGUUUAUGUCAUCAUGGUAAAACAAUUGUAGAUAAUAUUUUAGUUGAGGGUUUAAAGCAUUCAAGUGAAUUUGCAUCAACAUUUUUUUGUUCAGAAGGAUCACCUAUGAAUCCGGAAGGAAAAUGUGAAACACCGAUAUAGAUAAGAGACUAUAAUAGAUUUUAAUAUUUAAUUUUAUUUGAAUAAUUUUUUUUAAUAUUUGCAUAAAAUUGUAUUAUCAAAAAUAAUAUACACACGAACAAACAAAAUAAUAUUAAGUUAAUCAGUUAUGUUAAUCUUUCUUAAGUUUAUCAAUUAAAUUUAAAUGCUAUAUUUAAA